This is a messenger RNA of Biomphalaria glabrata, 8143 nucleotides long. RefSeq lists its product as uncharacterized. NCBI's taxonomy places the organism in Eukaryota, Metazoa, Mollusca, Gastropoda, Planorbidae. Bases 199 to 6825 code for a protein of 2208 amino acids. The transcript has 43 exons. Gene Ontology annotation, cellular component: pericentriolar material; centriole; cytoplasm. Gene Ontology annotation, molecular function: protein kinase binding. The record is from RefSeq and is a predicted model, not a curated record. Gene Ontology annotation, biological process: mitotic spindle assembly; centrosome duplication; centrosome-templated microtubule nucleation.
AUAACCAAUGAAAUCUAAUGAAUCCAGUUCACAAAAACUAACCUGGAUUUUCACUAAGAAGUCAAGAAGUUGUCUGAGGAUUUAAAAUCUAAAUGAUUGGGCUUUAAAAUAGACCAGCUGCAUUUACUGUUAAGAUAUUAUUUAAGCGUAAUAGUUAGUCUAAUUAUAUGGAAACAGUGGUUGGUUGACGCAGUCCUCAUGGAUAGCAUAAAUUUCAUCAAUGACUCCAUGUUAACUGGAGCAGAAGGACCCAUAUCCUCGACUGUUGAUGAUCGUACGAUUGCUUCUACUCCUGCACCACUAGCCAUGUCUACAGUGGGAAGAGACAGAGGAACGCGAAGGAUUUUUUUCCAUGAAAACAGGAGUUCAUUGUUUAGUACCAGCCCUCCACAUCAAGAAUUAGCUCAGAACGAUGCUGAGGAUUCUCUUGGUCUCUUACCACCAGGAUGUUUGAUGGGCAUGUCAAAUAGCCUUCUGCCAUUGGAAACUAUCAAUAAUUGCAGUAGGCAGGGAACAGUAUCAGUAGACUCUUGUUCUUCCAAGGAGAUAUCCAGUGAAUCUCAAGAAACCUUGGCCACAGUCAAGAAGUGUCCUACUGAACCAUACACCAGAGGUGCAGGUGUAUAUAAACCUCAUGUUCUCUUCCCGAAGCUAGAUGAAGAGGAUAUGUCUAAAACUGAGAAUCCUCCCAAAAAUGACUCUAAGGACUUGAUGAUGUGUAAUGAUGUUGAUGAUCAACAGAGCAGAGACUCUGGAGUGGGUCAAACCAAUUCUAUUGGCAGUCACAUGGGACAGACUACCUCUCGCAGAAGCUAUGAGACAUUUAAAACAAACAGUGCCUCAGAAAACUCUGACCUGCUUGAGGCUCUCAAGACAAAAAUGGAAAGUAAAGAAGCAGAAACCUUUUUUUACUCAAUGUCCAGAAUCAGUGCUGAUGUAAACACAAUGGUGAAUGAAAAGUCUGAUACAAAGGUAGACAGCAAGAAUGAGGAAGUCUUUUUUCAACCUGUCCCUCUGACUUCAAUUGGUGUGCAGGAGAAAGGUUUACCUGUUGAUAGGGAGGAACGUUCAGGAAGUCUAAUUGAUAAUUUUACAUUUAAGCAUGUCAACAUAAAGGCUGACUUUCAACAUUUGUUUUCUGAUUUGGGCUUCUCAAAAGAUGAAGUUGCAGGGAAAAUAACUUUAAAUUGUGAUUCUUCUAAAACAAGUGAGCAGGAACAGUUUAAAGAAAAGACUCCAGAACCACCUCAUCUGAUACAAGCCAGUGAAACACCAUUCCCAUUAAUGGAUGGACCAUUUAAAUUACCCUUUCUUCCCAAGAGCACAACGCAGGCUAAGAAAGUGGAUACAGUCCCAUCAUCUAGUGUAAGCAGUACUCCCAAGGCUGAGCCAACUCACAUUGAUUCAUCAGCGACAGAAUGGGGACCAUCGAUUCAUUUUGGGGAUUCCUUCGUUCUACAAAAAACAGAAUCUACAACAGAGUGGGGCCCAUCAAUACAGUUUGGGGAUUCAGUUCAUUUGUCACAGACACCUCAGCCCUUUAAAGAAAGGCCUCAUCAGGAAAGCAAUUUAGUAGUUGAAACUAAAACUGCUUCACCUGAGAAGAGAGAGGAUUCUCUUUUUGGAUCCCAUCAAGUUAGCACUAAUCCAUUUGAAGGUUUUGAUCAAGAAUUACUGAAUGGAAGUGAAGAUUUUAUUGAAGACCCAGAUGCCAAAGCCAAUCUUUUGGAAGAAGAUAUGAAACAGUUUGUGAAAGACAAUCCUUUUGCUAAUCGAACAGUAGAUGUUUCCAAGGACUCCUAUCGUGGGGUUGAGGAUACAUUCAUGAAUAUGACUAUUGGGACUUACAUGAUUGCUGGAUCACAGGAAUUUGAUUCAUUGUCAUCCAAAAAAUAUUACAGGGAAAGGCCAGAUAUUGGGAUGCCUGCGUACAGUCCUCCAGCUAAUAGACGAGUUUUGCCUAUUCUCCAGCCAAGUGAAAUCUACAGCCCAGUUAACAUUAGGACCAUUAAAUCCAAAUUGUUGACUAGCUCAGAGAGCAGGACUCCAGUCAGUGAAGCUACCUUUGCUUUAGAAGAUCAGAGUCACAUCCCAUCUGCUUCCAUAAAGGAUGACACUGUGUCUGCUCUUAAAAACCUGAUGUCUUCCCACAGUACUUCCACAUUGAAAGAGACACAGAGUGUUGAGGACAAUGUUGCACCUGUCAAAGAUAAAGAGACUGCUCAAGCUGUUCCUAAGAGCAGCUCAAAUAGCUCAUUAAAGGAAAUGUCAGAUUAUAUUAAAGGUUCAGUGGAGCAAGCUACAUGUCCUCAAACACCUACUAAAACAGUUGUCUUGUAUCAGACACCAGAUCCUCUAAAAAGAACUAAAGAUGUUAUAUCUCAGCAACAUAACAUCCAAGAUGGAUCUAUAAAUCUUACUUCAGAUAUGACGUUCAAUGCACUGCACAGGUUAAUUGAAGGACUUGAUAGCAACAUGAGCCGCCCUGAAAGUUUAAUUUUGUCAGAAUUGAAUAAACACUUUGAGGAGAAGAAAAAGGUGAGACAUCAGGAACACUCAGCCAAGCCAAAAGAAAAUCAGAACACAUCAGAAAAAGGUAUUGAAAGCUCAGCACAAGUGGCAAGUACUGAAACAUCUCUCUUCAAGUUGCCUUUUCCUGUCAAAGGAUCAGGACCUGCUGUAUUAAAAGCUAACAAAUCCACCAGUCAGAAAACAGCGGAACCUUUAAAGACUGCUGACCAUUCUGUAAGAGAUGUCUCAGCUAAUUUGUAUCAUCAGGACAACCUCUCCAUGUCUAUGAGUUUGUCUUUGGUAGAAUGUACUUUGGCGCCAAAUGCUACCAAUAUGUCCACUGCAGGUACAUGCAACAAUUUGAACACCAAUAACAGUAACAGUAAAACAUCUACACAGUUAGGAGAUACAGGAAACUCUAGGUUCCCAACUCCCUCCAGUGCUAUCAGAGAUGUUCCUGGAACUGUCGCAAACCAAACUAAGGACAAAACUCUACGAAUACAAUAUUCUGAUAACUCCACUUUUAACGACACCACCAUGGAAGGGCAUACCCUAUCAGCCAGCACCUAUCCCAAUCCAUUUAAGCAGGGCUAUUUGAAACCCAGGGACCAUGAAGGCACCUUGGUACAAGGCCAGCACAUAUUGAGUGACCUAACUGACUUGAGCUGUGAAGAUACUUCUGCCUAUCAUACUCUCUGCCCUGACACAUCACAGUCGGUGUACCUUCAUGAUGAGCGAGGUUUUGCCUACAGCACCCCCAUGCCUGGAACCCAGCCAAUCAUUGGUGGUGAAUUGCAAGAACAAUCAAUUCUGCCAAUGAUUACACCUAUGCUGCUGACAAAUCUGCUCAAGUUGCCAAAAACUGUCAGUUUCCCUGUGGCUACUUGUGUUAUGCUGUCGCAGGAAAUAAGUUUCCCUGUCAGCAAUGUCUGUGAGAGAGGAGUCAAGGUGUCAGUAACCAUCCGGGAGGUCGUUUGCAAGGGUCAGAGGCUGAGCCAGAACUGUCCCUUUGAUGUCAAGCCUCAACUUAUCCUGAGUGGCAACUCUUCCCAAGAUCUUCAGUUGAUUUUUCGACCCAGAGAGGAAGGAGACUACAAAGCAGUUAUUGAAUUAUUUGCUGUCAAUAUGAUAAGAACUCAGGAAACUAGAGUAUACGCUUUGACAGUUACUGCCUUUGCUGAGAAACCAUCUAUCAAGAUCUGGCCAGAGAAGAAUGUUUUAAAUUUUGGAAUUCUUCCAUGGGGGGAGACAGCCUUGCAGUCAAUCAAACUACAAAAUACUGGUCAAGCAACUCUACCUCUCAUUCUUAGUAUCUCUAGGAAGGAGGCAUCCAUGUGCAACUUUACCUUCAAUGCUAAAGAUGGGUCUGGCAACAAAUCUUGCAUAUCUUUCACGAGCCCGCCAGAUGCCAAAGGAAGUGUGUUGGCUAUGUCCUUACCUGGUGUGAAAGAAGGAGAACCACCAAUGAUCCACACCCUGGAGUUGUACUGCAGAGCUAAAGCUGUAGGAAACAUGGAACAAAAGUACCAGGAAAGAAGUGAACAUUUUCAAGCUCUGCUGGAAGUUGCUAUGGACAUGCCCAUCAAUGGUUUACGCUUGAGAGAAAUAAAACUGCAAGUUACUGUUGGAAUGUAUAAACUUCAUGUGGAUAAAGAGAGUUUGAUGAUCCCAGCGCUGCCUGGUAACUCAGAAGCUGGUUCUCUCAACAUCCUGAACUCGGGUAACAUCCCCAUGUCAGUUGACCUUGAACUAACACCAUCGGUCAGCCACUUCACUCUAAGUGCAUCAAAGAUUGUUGUACCCUGCUGUGAUAAGGUACCAGUUAGCGUCACAUUCACUCCACCAUCUCAGAACUUACAAGAAAAAUAUGAGGUCUACUUAAGUCUAACAACAUCCAUGUUCUGCUAUAGUGUGAAGGUUAUAGGAAAGGUCAAAGGCAAGGAAGUGAAGAUCACAUCUUCUCUGACGGAGAUUAAUUUUUGGGGUGUUGACUUGGGCCAAACCAAGAAACGACCAUAUACAUUUAUUCCCCAUGGAGACACUAAAGUCAGCCUUAGCCUUCGAAAUGUGGGAACCUCUUUUUUUAAGAUUGUGAAUGACAGAGGUCAGGAGAUGAAAUCUGCCGAGAUAUCAGUGGAACAGGGCAAACAGUAUGAAAUAUGGAUCAGCUUCUGUCCUAGUGAACUCAAAGGAUAUUCAACUGACCUUAUUUUAAAGACUGACAGUGGCAGUAAAUUUUCAGUUCCAAUUCGAGGUUAUGGUGGAAGGAGCUGUGUGGAAAUCAAGGACUUGAUUAGCCAAUCAAAUGAAUGGAUACUGAAUGUUGGUAAAAUUAUUUCUGGCCAGCCGGUGUGCUACGAGAUGAAGAUUAAGAACUCAGGUCCAAGGUGUUGCUUCAUUAAAACCCUCAUUAAAGAUAUUAAUGGUGUUGUCUUCCAACCUUUUCAAGCUUCUAUAUUGCCUCCCUUGCUUUUGUUACAGCCCCAAGAUUCUGCAAAACUAAUGGUCAUGAUAUUUCCAUCUCAAAGAGAAAACUGUAAUUCUUCUUUGAAUCAUCUGGCCACCAUCAAAUUGAUUUUUGUGGACGAAAUCAACAGGCAAUAUUUUCUGUCUAAACCUGGUAAAAAAGGAAAACAUCUGAUGAAAAAGUUUGACUUUGUUUUACCCAUGGAUAAUACUAUGAAAGAAAUUAUCAACAAUGAAAUGAAAAGUUUACCUUGCCAUGAAGACACUUACUCAGUUUUGAAGAAUUCUAUGUUUAAAAUGAAUAUUAAAGUGAUUGGUCAGUCAUCAGCAUCAGCUAGUACUCCUACUUUGGGCUCAUCGCAGCAAAAAAUGGAGGCUGAUUAUUCCAACCGCCUAUUGCCAUCUACGCGUCCAGUGUUAACCUCACUCAGCCCAAACAUAGCUCAGCCAGUCAGAGAUAAAGAUGAGUGGACUGUUGCGCCCAAAGAAGUUUGGUUAAAUGGAGAUGUACCUUCCACCUUGAAACAAAGUGUUCAGGUUAUUAAUUUCUCUGCACAGGAGAUGAGAUUUUAUACCGAGUGUGAUGAUAAUAUUAAUGUAUUCCCAGCUAAAGGAGUUGUGAAACCAAAAGAUACCAUGAUGUUGAAUGUUAGUGUUGUCAACAAAAACAUUGCUGCUAAUUGGUUUGGUCUGCUUUAUGUGUUAUUGAAUCCUCAUAACAGACAGGUGGUUAAAGUGUUUUUGACAAAUCCAGUUGACAUUAACACGCGGCAUCUUGUCACAGCUGUAACUACAAGCAGUCACAGGCCAUCAAGUCUCCCCCCAAGUCCAGAACAACCUGGCCUGGCCUCCAAAACACAAAGCUUAGGCCUGCAGCAUCCCACGUUACCCCUGACCCAGUCUUCUAAUGUAAAGAUUCAAGGAUCUGAUAAAGCUAUAUUGAUGACAACAGAGGCAGGAAAUAAAUCAUAUCUGGCUUACAAUUUUACAAAUACAAGUCAGGAACCUCUGUCAUGGAAGUUGGUUCCCUUUGUUCCCCCUUAUGUUAAAGAUGCUGAUGAUACACAUUCUCUCUAUCGUGUUGACUAUGAGGUAUUUAAGCUCAUCCCUUUGUCUGGAACUCUUCAGCCAGAUGAAACAGAAAAAAUAACCAUUGAAUUUUCACCAAGAUCCAAAGGUUACUUUAAUCAAGACUGGAGCAUACAUGAUGCACAUAAAUCCCAGGUGUCUUUACAUAAUUUUACUAUUUUAGCCAAGGGUAUUAUCAACCCUUCUCGAGAUGGAAAACCAGCCGACAUAGAAAGGAUACCAGAAGGGUUGAGUAGAACAUCCAUUCCUUCGGAAUCCAGACCAUCAAGCCUGCCUGCCUCUCCAGCUUUGCAGUUCCCAAAACCCAGUUAUACUCAGGGUGAAGGCCAAACACCAACCGCUAGAAGAGCAGAGUAUUUGACAGGGUCACCUUUUGAGAAACCUGAGAGAUUAUCUCCAAUGCCACCCAAUCCAGCUGUCACCUCAGAGAGAAGUGAGAGAAGCUCAGAGCAGAAGGAUAAGUCACUUGUCAUUGUUGAACCUCAUGUACAGUUCUCCAAAGUUCCUAUUGGUGGAACAUUGAACUUGAAGAUUUGCAUAAAAAAUACACUCGAUGAGAAAGUGGAGAUUGUGGUUGACUAUGAACCUAAACCUCCUUUCAUGAUCAAACAUUAUAAUUUCACACUUGACAAAGGCAAGAUGAUGAUGUUCCCUGUAAUAUUCAAGCCAAGACAUAAAGGCCAUUUUAGUGACAAACUGGUCUUCAAGGAAAGAGCUAAUGGCAUUAUUCUAACAGCUUACCUGCUGGCAGAGUGUUAAAUGUUGUUAAGGCAUAUAGCUGAUACAGAUUUGUUUUUGCCUUAUGUGUUCAUUAAGUUAAGUCUCUCAUGAACAAACAUUCCUAAUUUUUAUGUAUAGUAGUUACAUGAGAAACAUUUGUUGGUGGAUUGGAGACUUUAGAUUGUAGAUUUAUGAUGUAUAAAAUUAAGUAGAAGUUGUAACAUAUAUUUGUAUAUAUUAAUGCACUGCAUACAUCUGGGUGUGUCUGAUAAAAUCAGUCAAGUUUUCUAUGUCCUCUCCUUACUGUCUGUAGUAUGUUUGUGUUGGGUGUAACAGUACAUAGAAUAGAUGUGAAAGAAAAAGUGAGACCUUGAACUAUAACAUGUGAGUGAAUUUCUUUUUUUUUUUUUUUGUUAUCCAACAUUUUUAUUUUAUGUUUUUAAUGAAAUCUGUAGCUACUAAGAUUACUUAUAAGGCUUGAUUUUUCUUUGAGUUUGAAAAUAAAGGAGUGGAGUGGCUAUGCAGUCCUAGCAGUGAUAUACAUAUUUUGCCACAUCCACCACAGACAUAACCCUUGUCAGCCAAUGUUCAGUUUAGGUUUUUUCACCAUCUGUUUGUCCUCUGCAGUAGAUUACUUUUUGGUUUUAAAUGUACAUCCUCCAACCUUUGUAAUAAAUCUCCAGCUGUCUCGUUCUGAGGCUGUCUGGUGUUCUCUUCUAUGUCAAUUAAAGCAAGCUGAUUGCUUUUUACUAAAAAGAUUUUAGUCUCUGCAUUUUAACCUUCUGUACAUAUAUUAACCAUGUUGUUAAUUGCAUGUAUUAAACUGUUGAGUAAAUCAAAUACACAAUUGUUAAAUAUUGUGAAAUGCUAAGACUUGGAUAUUAUGUACAUAGCAUUCAUUGUGUUGUUGUUUUUCUUGAACAAUGUACCCUAAAUGGAUCAAUUAAAAAUCACUGGUUAAAAAAGAAAAUGGAUAAAACAACUUUUUUCCUAAAUAGAUAUGGGAUAUUUGGUUCCUAACUGCGCUGACUGACUAACUUGACUCCAUUUAUCUAUAUUUAUUUCCUGAAUUUGUAUAGACAUCAAAAGUAUGAUGACAAAAUUAUUUGGGCUGUGUUAACACAUCUGGACUGAACUCGUUACUUGAACACACUUGACUGCCAUUGUAUUCAAACAAAAUAUUUACUCCAAUGUUUAUAAAUUAUAUUAUGACUUCAUAAAUAUAGACUACAUGUUAUAUUAUGAAGCAUGUGCUUUUAUCUUGGGCUUACUUCUGGACUUGUGCAAUGUUUGAGUGUAAUUUGCUAUGUAUUGUAACAAUAGGAUUGAAUUAAACGUUUUUUUGUACAAAUAUAAA